UAAGAAUCUUUGGGUUUUUUCUUCAAGAACGAGAUGAACGACCGCAAAACCCUACUCAAAAUAAAAAUAGAAGAAGAGCAUCGAGCAAGGGAUCAGAUCCGCGUUUCUCCUACAAGGUCUCAAAUCGUAGUCACAAACGCAAACGCAUCUUUAACUGGUUCGUCAGAGGUCGCGUUUAACAUAUGUUGCUUAUGUGUCUAUUGUCCUCUUUGCGUUCUAUGGUGCUGCAUCAAACAGCCUUGUACAAUCGGAUGGCGAGCGAUCCUAAAGGCUAGAAGCCAGUUAAGCCGCUGCACCGGCUGUGGCAAAAGCUAUAGUAGGAGGGUUAAAGCCGCAGAUUAUUCAUCGUUUUCGGAUAUUGAUUCAGACGAUGUGAAUGGCAGAGCACAUAAUCGCUCAAAACGAAACGGCUGAUUAUAAAAUUUUUGUUGGCUUUCAUAUAUUCACAAACUUUCCCCAUGCUCUUUUCGAUCUUCGACUUAAUCGUUCUAAACGCAGACGGAAAGCGCUGGAGUUGACUUCUUAAAGAUUAGUGGAUGCAAAGUCUUGCGAUUAAAGUCUAUACUAUUAUGGUAAUAUAAAAAUUAAGAUUUUGUUGUGAUAUACCAAAUAUGUAUUAUUAUAUAUUAUUACAUUGUGAAGAACAAGUUAUCUUCUUUUUUCUACAGAAAGGAAUAAAGUCUUGCGAUUAA
Eruca vesicaria subsp. sativa (arugula) is the source of this 692-nucleotide messenger RNA. The record is from the annotation of a GenBank genome assembly. Lineage: Eukaryota; Viridiplantae; Streptophyta; Magnoliopsida; Brassicales; Brassicaceae.